UGCGCGCCGCCGGUCCUCCGCCUCCCCACAGGCCUUUGCGCUCCAGCGGCAAAGAUGGCGGCGCUGAGCGGCGGCGUUGCGCCGUGGUGCCGGGGCUGGCUGCCCGCCCUGCAGUUCGUCCGCCGCGGCUCCAAGGCGGUCACCCGGCACUGGAAGGCCAUGCACUUCCAGCGCCAGAAGCUGAUGGCCGUGACCGAGUACCUGGCCCCGCGGCCGUCCGUCCCACCGCGGUGCCUGGCCCCCAGGAAGGAGACGGUCGAGGAGGACAACGGUUACGUCCAGCUGUUGCGGCGGCAGGUGGAAGAGGUGUUCCGGGACAAUCGGAUGAUUGCCGUCUGUCAGUUCAACUCCAUGCCUGGUGAGGACGUGGUGCUGAUGAGGCACUACCUCCGGAAGCACAACAUCGAGGUCAAGUUCGUCCUGAAUGAGAUUAUCCGACCCGUGCUGUCCCAGUCCAAGUACAAGAAUCUCCUCCCUCUCUUCGUGGCACGCAAUAUCCUGCUGGUGAGCCGGGAAACGAAGGUGAAGGAGAUGCUGCGGGUGCUGAAGGGAGUGCCGCAGAUCAACCUCCUGGGCGCCUGCAUCGAUGACACCAUCCUGAGCAGGCAGGGAGUGGAGAACUUUGCCAAGCUGCCCUCGCUGGAGGCCACCCAGGGCCAGACGGUGGGUGCUCUGGCCCUCCUGCCCUCCCAGACAUCCUCCCUGCUCCAGCGCGGCUCUGCACACCUCACGGCUCUCCUGGAUCAGCACAUCAGCCGGCUGCAGGCUGCGGAGACAGGGAGCCCGGCCGAGCCUGCCCCUGCCCAGAGCUCGGAGGCUCACUGACGCUGAUCCCCGUGUCAGCUCUUCGUUGGCUGUGGUCGGGGAGGGAGGUUUGGUCACGGGUGGGACUGAGGGUGCUGCAGCAUCACUGACCCAUUUGGGGAGCCCCGGCCCUUCCCUUUGCUCCGAUGGCACCUGGGAACAUCCUGGCUGCGGUUGGAGGGUUGCUGGGAUCGGCCGGAGGGGGCAGACCAUGGUGGGGAGCUGUGGUGGUGCCGGUGGGGAGGAUGUUGGGCACCCUGAGACCCCCACGCCCUCUGGAACGGGGGCAGCGAGGGGGAGCGUGCUGUGACGCUGACGGAGCCACAUCUGCGGAAUCGCUGUCCUGCCCAUUAAAGCGAGCUGUGUGGUGGUGGAGA
This is a messenger RNA of Grus americana (Whooping crane), 1181 nucleotides long. It is a transcript of the gene MRPL10, whose product is annotated as mitochondrial ribosomal protein L10. Lineage: Eukaryota; Metazoa; Chordata; Aves; Gruiformes; Gruidae. The coding region runs from base 55 to 825 and encodes 256 amino acids. Gene Ontology annotation, molecular function: structural constituent of ribosome. The transcript has 5 exons. Gene Ontology annotation, cellular component: mitochondrial large ribosomal subunit. The record is from RefSeq and is a predicted model, not a curated record. Gene Ontology annotation, biological process: translation.